CCUUCAUUGUGUCGGGCGGAGCGCGGAGCCCCAGGACCUCCACAGAGCUCUCGGCCUGGGUUAGUAUGUCCUGGCGCCGAUCGCAGCCGUCUCCGCUAGGAGCCAUGGGCAGGAAGCGGCUUAUCACCGACUCUUUCCAGGUGGUGAAGAGGCAGCAUCGGGACCCUGACACCAAGGAGGGGAGCCUACAGCCAGAGGCGGUGCCUGUCCCAGCUGAAUCCCCCACAGACAGCUCCCUGCACCCGGCCCAGCUGGAGAUGCUUAAACAGUUUGACCUCAGCUGGGAGUAUGGACCCUGCACUGGUAUCACCCGGCUGCAGCGCUGGGAACGGGCCGAGUCCCUGGGGCUGAGCCCACCUCUCAUGGUGCGGGAGACACUGCUGGAGCAUGAGGGAGACCCCAGCUUCAUGCACUGCCUCUGGCAUGACUACCCACUCUGAGAUGAGGCAUGGCUGGCCCCACCAUACAGCACGGAAGGGGGAAUCAUGCUGCUGCCCAGACCCCACAGCAUUUUACUCUGGUUCCUGAUUGGAAAAUAGCUCUGUGCUUAUAUUAAGAAGGGGCGGGGGCUCCCCUGGCAAUUGGGGUAUGGGGUGCCCAGGGCCCACAUUGGAUGGGCAAGCCCAGGUCCUGGCAACCCUAGACCAAGCUGUGCUCUGUCCCAUCAGCUGCUGAGUCCAUAUUCCAGAUUAAAGGGCCUGUUUGAGAA
This is a messenger RNA of Gopherus evgoodei (Goodes thornscrub tortoise), 709 nucleotides long. It is a transcript of the gene POLD4, whose product is annotated as DNA polymerase delta 4, accessory subunit. NCBI's taxonomy places the organism in Eukaryota, Metazoa, Chordata, Testudines, Testudinidae. The coding region runs from base 66 to 440 and encodes 124 amino acids. Gene Ontology annotation, cellular component: delta DNA polymerase complex. Gene Ontology annotation, molecular function: DNA-directed DNA polymerase activity. The record is from RefSeq and is a predicted model, not a curated record. Gene Ontology annotation, biological process: DNA synthesis involved in DNA repair; DNA-templated DNA replication. The transcript has 5 exons.